Molecule: messenger RNA, 2006 nt
Organism: Gallus gallus (chicken)
Lineage: Eukaryota; Metazoa; Chordata; Aves; Galliformes; Phasianidae
Gene: TMEM101
Product: transmembrane protein 101
Exons: 4
Coding region: 1123-1896 (257 amino acids)
Biological process (GO): positive regulation of canonical NF-kappaB signal transduction
Source: RefSeq, a predicted model, not a curated record
GAACGGGGCAGCUCGCCGAUUCCAAACCUUAGACUUUAAAAAACAAAACAAAACAACAACAAAAAAAAACCCAACGACGACAACAACAACAACAACAAAAAACCCAACCAACCACACACACACACACAAAAAAAAAAGAAAAAAAAAAAAAGAGAAAAAAAAAAAAGAAUAAUUUAAAAGCUCAUGCAUUACUUGACUAACAGACUUUCUUUUGUCCGCCAUGGUUUCUUUCCCACCGGCUGCUCGCGCUCGGUUACUUUUAUUUUUGGACGCCCCUCUCCCCCCCCCCCAACCUCCUUUAUUUUUCCAAAGGGGGUCCGUGGCCCCCAAUGGGAGCAGUUCCCCUUUCCUCCCCCCCCCAGACCCCCUCCAAAAAUAAAACGAAGCAGCAGCAGCCCCGAGCCGGACCUGCGGCCCGCACGGUCCUCUUUUCAUUUUGUUUGCACAGGGCAAGGCUUGAAUUAGUCCUAUUUUUCUUAUCUUUAAAGAUAUAUAUGAAUAUAUAUAAAAAUGGUCUUUAAAUAUUUUCUGCUUCCGGCCAUUCUCUCGGGAUCAUGGCAAAAAAAAAAGCCCACAACCAACCACCAAAAUCCCCACAUUUUCACCCAAAGGAGCCCAAAGUUCAUUUCCUAUGGGGGGAGGGGGGGGGGGGGGCAUCCCUUUUUCUCUUUAAUUUUCACCGUUUCCUCCAUUAUUUUUUUUUAGUGUGUGUCCUUUUUUUUGCCAUGAUUUCCCCCCCUCCCCUUUGGUUUUUUUUUUUUUGUUAUUUUUUUGUUUGUUUUUGUUUUUAAAGAGAAGAAAUGGCUCAAAAAAAAAAAAAAAAAACAAAAAGCGUUUAAUUCAAGCCCUGCCUUACGGAGUUAAAGAAGAAAAAAAAAAACGUAAAGAAAAGACAAAAAAAAAAAAGAAAAAAAAAGGAAAAUUUUUUUAGUAUUGUUUAGCAAAAAACAAUAAAACCCGAGAUUUUUUUAACCAUCACCGGUGUGGCGAUCUGGGUUUGUGAGGGGACACCGGGCCGCGCAGGAAGUCUUGCCCCUCGACUUCCGGCGGCGGGACUUCCGGCGCAGUGCGCAAGGAUUUCCGGCUCCUCCACUAGGCCUUCCGGUUUCAGGCCUCCCCGAAAUGGCGGCGGGGCGCGGGUGGAGGCGGCGGGCGCUGCGGCUGCUGACGGCGGGCGGCGGGGUGCUGCUGACCCGCUUCCCCUUCUGGCACUGCUUCAGCGGGCUGCUGCUGUGCGCCGAGCGGGCCGACGGGCGGCGGAAGCCUGACAUCCCAGUGCCAUACCUGUACGUGGACAUGGGGGUGGCCGUGCUGUGUGCCAGCUUCAUGUCCUUCGGGGUGAAGCGCCGCUGGUUCGCCCUGGGGGCCGCCCUGCAGCUCGCUGUGGCCACCUACGCCUCACACAUCGGCGGCCACGUGCACUACGGCGACUGGCUGAAGGUGCGGAUGUACUCCCGGACCAUCGCCAUCAUCGGCGGUUUCCUCAUCCUGGCCAGCGGUGCAGGCGAGCUGUACCGGCAGAAGCCACGCAGCCGCUCGCUGCAGUCCACAGGCCAGGUCUUCCUGGGCAUCUACCUCAUCUGCCAGGCCUACUCACUGCAGCACAGCAAGGAGGACCGCCUGGCCUACCUGAACCACAUCCUGGGCGGCGAGCUCACCCUGCAGCUCCUCUUCGUGCUCUACGGCCUCCUCGCCUUGGCCUUCCUCUCCGGUUACUACGUGCGGGUGGCAGCGCAGGUCCUGGCCGUGCUGCUCCCUCUGGCCAUCCUCCUCAUCGACGGUAACAUCGGUUACUGGCACGAGGCGCGCCGCGUUGAGUUCUGGAACCAGAUGAAGCUCAUCGGGCAGAACGUGGGCAUCUUCGGCGCCGUCGUCAUCCUGGCCACCGACGGCUGAGCGGGACUGCAGGCAGUGCAGGCAACGGCUCGUUUUGGUUGUUUUAUUUGAAGGAUCGCUAUUUAUUAUGAGGGGUUUUUUUUUUAAUAUGUAAAUAUUUGAUAAUAGGA